CCAUAUAAUAUACGUAGUACAUGCAUUGUCCAUAUACCGGUGUCACGAUCAAGAUGGCGUACGCGGUUAGAGCAUCAGGAUCGAGGAUGAAAUCCCUCAUGGCUGCAGGCCUUCGGGCCAGGCUGCUACAGACUUCUGCAGCAGCAAGUCAGGUAGCCAUGAGCCGAUUCGAACAAGACACGUUUAUUAACUAUGACCAAUUGGACGCAAACCUCAAGAUUGUGAAAGAUAGACUUCAACGACCCCUUACCCUCAGUGAAAAGAUUGUUUAUGGUCAUCUCGACAAACCUAAGGAACAGGACAUUGAGCGUGGAGAAUCCUACUUGAAGUUGAGGCCAGACCGUGUCGCUAUGCAAGAUGCUACAGCUCAAAUGGCUAUGCUACAGUUCAUCUCCAGCGGUCUUCCAAAAGUUGCAGUCCCGUCUACCAUCCAUUGUGAUCACUUGAUUGAAGCCCAGGUGGGAGGAGCUAAGGAUCUCACAAGGGCCAAGGACUUGAACAAAGAAGUGUACAACUUCUUGGCGUCAGCUGGUGCUAAGUAUGGUGUGGGCUUCUGGAAGCCAGGCAGUGGUAUCAUUCAUCAGAUCAUCCUUGAGAACUAUGCCUACCCUGGUGUACUACUGAUUGGAACGGACUCCCACACUCCCAACGGAGGGGGGUUAGGAGGCGUCUGCAUCGGUGUCGGAGGGGCUGAUGCCGUGGAUGUGAUGGCAGAUAUCCCAUGGGAACUCAAAUGCCCUAAUGUCAUUGGAGUGAAAUUGACCGGUCAACUCAGUGGCUGGACCUCACCUAAAGAUGUAAUCCUGAAGGUAGCUGGUAUCUUGACCGUCAAGGGCGGUACCGGAGCCAUCGUGGAGUACUUUGGACCUGGUGUAGACUCCAUCUCUUGCACGGGUAUGGGUACCAUCUGCAACAUGGGUGCCGAGAUCGGUGCUACCACGUCCAUGUUCCCAUUCAACAGCAGAAUGAGAGACUACCUGGUCGCUACCGACAGAUCAGAAAUUGCGGAUCUGGCUGACAAAAACAAACAUCUCCUGACAGCCGAUGAAGGUGCACAAUAUGAUGAGGUCAUUGAGAUCAAUCUUAGUGAGCUUGAACCUCUCAUCAAUGGACCUUUCACCCCUGACCUUAUGAACCCUGUGUCAAAGGUUGGGGAGGUUGCCGUCAAGGAGGGUUGGCCUCUGGAGGUCAAAGUCGGUCUGAUUGGUAGUUGUACAAACAGCAGCUACGAGGACAUGAGCAGAGCAGCUAGCAUUGCCCAGCAGGCUCUGGAUAAUGGCAUCAAAUGCAAGGCCGCUUUCACGGUGACUCCAGGGUCCGAGCAGAUCCGAGCCACCAUUGAGAGGGACGGUCAAGCCGCUACUCUCAGGGAGUUUGGUGGCAUUGUCCUAGCCAAUGCCUGCGGUCCAUGCAUCGGUCAGUGGGAUAGGCAAGAUGUUAAGAAGGGAGAGAAGAACACCAUCGUCACAUCCUACAACCGUAACUUCACCGGCCGUAACGACGCUAACCCUGCCACCCAUGCAUUCGUAGCAUCCCCAGAGGUUACCACAGCCCUGGCUCUAGCAGGUCGUCUGGACUUUGACCCAGAGGUAGAUGAACUGACGGGAGCAAACGGACAGAAGUUUAAACUCAAGAGCCCCUAUGGAGAUGAGUUGCCAAGCCAGGGCUUUGAUCCUGGCCAGGACACCUUCCAGCCGCCGCCUAGCGACGGGUCAGGCAUUGCUGUCGAUGUGGACCCAUCUAGCAACCGUCUCCAGCUGCUCUCACCGUUUCAGCCCAACGGACAAGACUUGGAGGAUAUGGUAGUACUCAUCAAGGUUAAAGGCAAAUGCACCACAGAUCACAUAAGCUCGGCUGGUCCAUGGUUGAAAUACAGAGGACAUCUGGACAACAUCUCGGACAAUCUUCUCAUUGGAGCAACAAACAUUGAGAAUGGAGCCAUGAACAGUGUUAGGAAUCAGCUGACAGGAGAGUUUGGGGAAGUCCCAGCUACAGCAAGGGAUUACAAGUCCAAGAACACUCCCUGGGUUGUGUUCGGAGAUGAGAACUACGGCGAGGGAAGCAGCCGAGAGCAUGCCGCUCUAGAACCCAGGCAUCUCGGUGGACGCGCCAUCAUCGUAAAGAGCUUCGCCCGUAUCCAUGAAACCAACUUGAAGAAGCAAGGUAUGCUCCCUCUGACGUUCUCCAAAGCUGCAGAUUACGAUAAGGUCAGACCCGACGACAAAGUAUCCCUGAGAGGACUUGCAUCACUAGCCCCUGGAAAGCCCGUUGAGUGUGUACUGAAGCACACAGACGGCAGUUCAGACACCAUCCUCCUCGACCACACCUUCAACGAGACGCAACUCGAGUGGUUCCAAGCGGGCAGCGCCCUCAACAGGAUGAAAGAGGUACAGGCAGCCUCAUAGCCACAGACCAAUGGCUCCGUAACCUCUAUCUGAAAAUUUCUGGAAUGUGUAUUAUCUAUAGAAAGCGAUUUUAUCAAUUUGUAUUUCUUGUUUUAUGUGUGAAACACCUACUAUUAAGAGGAAGAAGAAAAAAAACGCAGGGCAAUUUUUGUAUGAGCAUGUUGAAUCUGGAGGUAAACUGCUAUGUAUGUAACUUCUUAAAUGGUUUCAAAUUGAGGUUAUAUAUGCAUCAGACAUGUUGUAAUUCAUGCUGGACUAUUAUGCUCUAAUAAUAUAAUACUUGUAUACAGAGUUAUUCAUGUUUUUAACCUAUAUGCAUGCACAUAUUCAAAAAAGUAUUUUUUCAAUAGACAAAAUUUAACUUAGAUUGAAACAUAGAGGUGUUAAAUAAAAAACAGUAUUGUCAAAAUGUUAUUCUGCUUGCCAGUGUUCUUAUGUGAAAAACAUGCAGAAAUAGAUUUAAUGAAUGAGAAACACCAACUGAAAUUUCUCUUAAUUAGUGCAAAUAUAUCUUUGCCUAGGAGCUACCCUAAUGCAUGGAUUUGAUCAGCAAUGAUAUCGUCUGUUUAGAGGAAGAAGGGUGUUGCCUAAUAUACUUGUACACAGAGUUAACGCCCUUCUCGCGCUAAACAGAAGAUAUGGUAUCUAUCUCUUUUACCAUCAAUAAUAGUGUUCGAGUUUGCAUUGCAUUGUACCCGAAGUGUGGAUAGAUUUCAAAUCUUUGGAUAGUUUCUUUGCUAAAGAGAAUUUAGCUCUGUUUAUAAAAGCUUUUCCGUUUGCAUAUUGUAUGCAAUGUCUUUAUCACAUGGGCAGAUAUUUUCUGGCAAGAGAUCCUAUCUGUGAUGGUAUAGGAAGAGCUACAAUGGUUGUUUUUUGCUCUUCAUUCCUUACUUAUUUGUGAAACAGAAAACAAGAAUGAGGUCAACAAUUUGUGCAUGUUGUAUUGAUGUGAAAGAAAGAUGGUUUAUAUUAUGAAAUUCAUGAAAAUGAUAGAUGGAUAAAUGUUCCAUGUCUGACAUUAUUGUGAAGAGAUCUACCAUCUAUCCAUCAAAGCUAUUCACAUUUUUGUGAGGCAUGAGUCUGAAGGCAAAGGUUUUUCAAUGGAAGAAUGAAGCGAAAAUGAUUACAGUGAUGAGAAUGAUGGGGAAAUAAAAAUUCACCACAGACAGUGCCGUUAGUAAAGAAACUGGUUUUAAAGAACAUAUCUUACAUAUUUGGGGACCAUUCUUCCAUUAUGACCUGGUCACUAUUUGCUGAAUGUUUGAGAAAUAGUGUUACUAGUCUCAAAGAGCAAAAUGUUUGAUUGAUUUAUCGACUGGGUUAUUACUUCUACUACUCAGUUUCUCAGUCUUGAAUAAAAUGUAAAAUGUGACUUCAAUUUAAUACUAUUCCAUUGUGAUCAUAAAGGGAAUCACUCUUGGUGGAGUAAACAGUAGAAAAUACAAUACUCAACAUCUAUCAAAUAUAUAUUGUAUCCAUAACAAUCUAGAUUUGAGUUGCCUAAAAACCCUAAAAAAAUACCUUGCCCAUUCGAAGAAUGGAACGGUGUGCCCACAUACAUGUAGGUGUGAGUAACUAACUAUUCCUCUGUGUUAUUGAGUGGGGAAUUCCCCAUAUAUCAUCUGGGGAAAGUCCCCUUUCAAGCCUGGCUUACCGUUGAUAUCUGAUGUUGAGUUUUGUGGUUGGGGUUUUACAGCAUAAGUGCUUCAUCAAAUGUAUGCAAAGAAGUCUAUGAUGAAGUACAUGUCCGAUGUGUGCAUAAUUAUACAUUUGAAAUAUACUGGACUUUGUCCCAAAAAUGUGA
Molecule: messenger RNA, 4209 nt
Organism: Strongylocentrotus purpuratus (purple sea urchin)
Lineage: Eukaryota; Metazoa; Echinodermata; Echinoidea; Camarodonta; Strongylocentrotidae
Gene: aco2
Product: aconitate hydratase, mitochondrial
Exons: 23
Coding region: 21-2405 (794 amino acids)
Biological process (GO): tricarboxylic acid cycle
Cellular component (GO): cytosol; mitochondrion
Molecular function (GO): 4 iron, 4 sulfur cluster binding; aconitate hydratase activity
Source: RefSeq, a predicted model, not a curated record